GUUGAAUCACAAAUACCCCAUACGUGUUAGCAGAUACCAUCCCCACCACCACCAUGUCCAGCAUUGUCAACAAGCUCAAGGGUGCUAAGCCACUGGCACAAGGCUCCAAAUUGCCAACAGUAGCACUGAAGGAGAAAGAUCCCGAGAAAGCCACUGUCGAAUUGGCCACUCUCGGUGGCAAGAUCAUCGUCGUCGGUGUGCCAGGCGCAUUCACUCCACCCUGUUCGUCGCAAGUCCCGGGCUACGUCGAGAAGGCAGAGCAAUUCGCCGCAAAAGGCGUUACGGGGAUUUACAUUGUCGCGGUCAACGACGCCUUCACCACACAAGCAUGGGCCGAGAAGAAUGGUUGGAACAACCCUCUGGUGCAUAUCCUGGCUGACGACAAGGGCGACUUCACCCGCGCUGCUGGCCUUGAUUUCGAUGCAUCUGGCCUCCUCGGCAACCACCGAUCACAGCGGUAUGCCGCUAUUGUCGAAGCCGGCGCCGUGAGGAGCAUCUUUGUGGAAGACGAGGCGCCUUCGGUCACUGUGACUGCUGCGGAGAAUGUUCUGCAAGCUGUCUAGCUGUCUGAAUAAUGCGAGUAUUCAGCGCUGUGAGAGAGGAAGGUCCGGAGGCGACGGCGGUGAUGGAGCUGGAUAGACAGCUACAUUAUUACCUUCCUACCUUACCUAGGUACCUACAUAGUCACAGGACAACAAGAUUGGUUUGGC
Molecule: messenger RNA, 710 nt
Organism: Sphaerulina musiva SO2202
Lineage: Eukaryota; Fungi; Ascomycota; Dothideomycetes; Mycosphaerellales; Mycosphaerellaceae
Product: Redoxin
Exons: 2
Coding region: 54-563 (169 amino acids)
Biological process (GO): cellular response to oxidative stress; hydrogen peroxide catabolic process; cell redox homeostasis
Cellular component (GO): cytosol; mitochondrion; peroxisome
Molecular function (GO): thioredoxin peroxidase activity
Source: RefSeq, a predicted model, not a curated record